CUUUAUCAUCAGAUGUUUACAAUUGCAGCAAUGGCGUUGGUUUAUUGAACGAAUUAGAACAAGUUUGUUUUUCCAUUGAAUGUUCAACAUAAGAAAACCUUAAAAAUGGCUAUGUCAAAUUUAUACUCAAAAAUAGCACCGAAGCCAGCUAAAAGACUACAGGAUUUAACAGUUUCUCAGUCCAACCAAUGGGUGAACGUUGAAAGUUUAAAUAGUGGACUAUCUUCUCCACCACAAGAAGGUAUAUCGCAAAGAGAAGCUAUGAUAACCCAGCCCGCAUCGGCCCCAGUUUCUCCUUUGGCAUCCCCCAAUCCAGCUGUCAGUUCGACAACAACGUUUACCCUUACUUCCACUCCAGCAGGAAUAAGCACUCUCGAUCCUAACUGGCAGGCUAGUAAACCUACUGUAAGGGAAAGAAAUGCAGCCAUGUUUAAUAAUGAACUAAUGUCAGAUGUCACUUUCAUCGUUGGAGCUCCAGGGCAUACUCAGUGCAUUCCUGCACAUAAAUAUGUUCUGGCUACUGGAAGUUCUGUAUUUUUUGCCAUGUUCUAUGGCGGAUUGGCAGAAGCAAAAGAUGAGAUCGAAGUGCCUGAUGUGGAACCUUCUGCAUUCCUCACUAUGCUGAAGUACUUGUACUGUGAUGAAAUAUCAUUGGAAGCAGACACAGUUUUAGCAACAUUAUACGUUGCAAAAAAAUAUAUCGUCCCACAUUUGGCUCGAGCUUGUGUAGCUUAUUUAGAAACAUCGUUGACUGCUAAAAAUGCCUGCUUAUUACUGUCACAAUCACGGCUGUUUGAGGAGCCAGACCUUAUGCAACGUUGCUGGGAAGUAAUAGACGCACAGGCUGAGAUGGCACUACACUCUGAAGGCUUUUGUGAUAUAGACGGCACUACUUUGGCAUCUGUAUUGUCUCGAGAAACUCUGAAUUGUAAAGAAACUCAUCUGUUCGAAGCUGCGGUGGCCUGGGCAGGAGCGGAAUGUCAAAGGAGAGACCUUGAGCCAACACCAGGAAAUAAAAGAGCUGUCCUUGGAGAUUCGUUACAUUUAGUACGAAUACCGACGAUGAGCCUUGACGAAUUUGCUAACGGUCCUGCGCAAGCUGGACUUCUCACCCAAAAAGAGACUAUAGACAUUUUCCUACACUUUACGGCACUAGUCAAACCUUCUCUUAACUUCCCCAUCAAGUCAAGAGCUGGUCUUAAAUCUCAGGUUUGUCAUAGGUUUCAGUCAUGCGCUUAUAGAAGUAACCAGUGGCGAUACAGAGGGCGCUGUGAUUCAAUUCAGUUUUCUGUUGAUAAGAGAAUCUUCAUGGUUGGAUUUGGCUUGUAUGGAUCUUCAAACGGUGCUGCGGACUAUUCAGUAAAAAUUGAACUGAAACGACUCGGAAGGGUUCUUGCUGAAAACAACACGAAAUUCUUUUCCGAUGGAUCAUCAAACACUUUCCACGUAUACUUCGAACACCCGGUUCAGAUCGAACCAGAAUCUUAUUAUACGGCAUCAGCAGUUUUGGACGGAGUAGAGCUGUCAUAUUUCGGACAGGAAGGUAUGUCCGAAGUGACAGUGGGAAGUGUUACGUUUCAGUUCCAGUGUUCGUCGGAAAGCACUAAUGGAACUGGAGUUCAAGGGGGGCAAAUUCCAGAACUCAUAUUUUAUGGGCCAACUAAUCCCCCUACAGACGACUGAUUCACUAUUAGCUCUACCAUUUCACAGCACAUGACAGGGUAAUGCCCCAAUGCAUAGAAAGUUUAUUUAAGCUUAAAUUACUUCUAGAGUUUAUGAAUGGAAUAUUUUUUUUUUUUUUAAUUUUAAGAAUUUCCUAAUAGGGUAUAUCUACUUUAUGUAAAUAAUAUAAAUCUAUAUAUAGAAGUUAGUGCAUUGUUUAGACUAGUCCUACAAUAUUUAAUUUAUAGAUUGUACUUAAGAAAAUAUUAAAUUGAUAUUUUAAUUAAUUUAAAGUUAGGAGACAGUAUUAUGGUUUUUAACUUAUAUAACGAUUCGAUUCGAUCAAAACAAGAAGAGUUUUGAAUCGAGAUAUUUCAUCAAUAAGGACAAGUUAAGGUUAUAAAUAUAUUUAAAAAAGGAAAUUAAAACAAAAAAAAAGUGAGAUUAUUUUUACAUUAAUAUUUUUUUUACUGAGAAAGAAGUGGUUGUAAUAAUGUUUGUUGUAUUUGUUUCUUUGAUUUAAAAAAAAAAUCUUUUUUAAGUUCCUAUUUUAUUUCUAUUUAAUAGUGUGGCUCGUCCCCAUCAUGUUAAUUUUAAAUGUCAAUUGUAUAAUUGUUUUCGCACGGGCAGUAAGUAGAUUGUUAAGUCGAACUUGUCUAAGAGUGUUAAAUGUCAUUAAAAUUUAUACCAAGGAAGAUGUUACCCAAGACAUUUAAAACUACUAUAUAUGGUGCUUUUAUCAAUUUGUGCUUCCUAUAUUCACAAUGAGUUUGUAUUUCCUGUUUUGUUUUUUAAUUUAAUUUAAAUUUUAUUACUACCACCAUAGAGGUGAUAGACUGUAUCUAAAAAUAUACCAUUACAAGAACAUUAUUAUUUCUU
Molecule: messenger RNA, 2541 nt
Organism: Nezara viridula (southern green stink bug)
Lineage: Eukaryota; Metazoa; Arthropoda; Insecta; Hemiptera; Pentatomidae
Source: the annotation of a GenBank genome assembly